AUGCCAAAUACUUCUUUAGUUAUUAUCAAUCAUUAAAAAAGAUCAGUUUAAUUCAGUUAAUAACAUACUGUUCACAUUGUAGAAAACUGGAAAGAAUUCAAUUACACUCCUAAAGAGAUUAAAAAUAAAGAUAAAUAAUUGAAAGUGGAAAAAAUAGUUAUUAGAACUGAUUUCGAAAAUUAUAUGUUGGAGAAAUACAACAAAAUUAAAUCUACAUUAAAAGAAUUCACCAAUUCGUGCUCAUUUAUUUGA
Paramecium pentaurelia is the source of this 252-nucleotide messenger RNA. Lineage: Eukaryota; Ciliophora; Oligohymenophorea; Peniculida; Parameciidae. The record is from the annotation of a GenBank genome assembly.